This is a messenger RNA of Telopea speciosissima, 1008 nucleotides long. RefSeq lists its product as uncharacterized. Lineage: Eukaryota; Viridiplantae; Streptophyta; Magnoliopsida; Proteales; Proteaceae. The transcript has 5 exons. Bases 1 to 1008 code for a protein of 335 amino acids. The record is from RefSeq and is a predicted model, not a curated record.
AUGAUCGGAGAUGCUGCUUUAAACGUUGGAGAACGUGCACGACAUCAGGAAGGCUUCAAGCAGUGGGUUAGUCACGGGAUUACUCACGAAGAGUUGGGGCUUGAUUGGAUUGGGGUUGUAGCCCUAGAUUUCGUUGUUGCGGAGUCAGAAAGUGGUGGUGCAUUGUCUGGUAGACCUGACCACACAGUGGUUGCGAGGUUGGAGACAUAUCUGAAAUCAUUGGGCUACGGUGUUUGGAUGUUUGUGAAGAAUGGAUAUAAAAUUCCUACGGGUGAUAGAACUGAUACAGUUGAACUCAAGAAGUAUGAAAACAAUUUUAAGGCUAAGAAUGUACUUCUGAGUGCAUUGGUCAACACUGAGUUUGCCAAAGUUGUUGGAUGUGAGACUGCUAAAGAAGUGUGGGACAAAUUACAGAAUGUCCAUGAAGGUGAUGAGAAGAUCAAAGAGGCAAAAUUACAAUACUAUAGGUCAUUGUUUGAUAAUUUGAAGAUGUCUAAUGAAGAUAUAGUGGAGAGCUUCAUGAGUAAAGUGAAUGAAAUUAUAAACGCCAUCAGAAGUCUUGGUGAGAAAAUCAAGGAUGCAAUGGUAGUAAAGAAGAUUCUCAGGUCCUUGCCGGAUCUCUAUAACCCAAAGGUGUCUGCUAUAGAAGAGUCAAAGAACUUGAAUGAGUUGAGUUUAGAUGAAUUGCAUGGUAUAUUGACUACAUAUGAAAUGAGAAUGGUGAAGCCUAAAUCCACAGAGAAGGAGGUUGCAUUUAAAGCCAUGAAGAAGUUGAAAAUUAAACAAGAAAAUGAUAAUGAAGAUUCUGAUGAUGAGCUUAUUGCCUACCUUGCCAGGAAGUUCAAGAAUGGUAAAGCAAGCAAUGACCAUCAAGAAGAGGAAGAAAAAUCUAAUGAGGAUGAAGAAUCAGAAGCUGAAGAUCUGAAAACUAUUUUUUAUACUACCUUAAAUGAGUUCAAGAUAGAAAGAAAGAGAAGCAAGAUGUUGGAGAGAAAAUCAGUCAACUAA